Messenger RNA from Anguilla anguilla (European eel), 2939 nucleotides. RefSeq names its product solute carrier family 12 member 9-like. NCBI's taxonomy places the organism in Eukaryota, Metazoa, Chordata, Actinopteri, Anguilliformes, Anguillidae. Gene Ontology annotation, biological process: potassium ion homeostasis; chloride ion homeostasis; chloride transmembrane transport. Gene Ontology annotation, cellular component: membrane. The record is from RefSeq and is a predicted model, not a curated record. The coding region runs from base 1 to 2802 and encodes 933 amino acids. The transcript has 13 exons. Gene Ontology annotation, molecular function: potassium:chloride symporter activity.
AUGACUGAACGUACUCCACUGCUGCAUUAUCGGCUAUCCAUUAGCGUCCAGGAGUCAGAUACACUGCCUGCCCUAGAGAAAUCUCCGGCGGUCGCUCGCCGGAAAAUGGCUAACGACAAGCCGCAGAAGCUCUCCACCUUCUUUGGUGUGGUGAUACCCACUUUGCUCUCCAUGUUUAGCGUCGUUGUCUUUCUCAGAAUUGGCUUCGUGGUGGGACAGGCUGGGCUGUACCAGGGCAUCGGCAUGUUCCUCAUCGCCUAUUUCAUCAUCAGCAUGACCGUUCUGUCCAUCUGUGCCAUCUCCACCAAUGGAGCCCUGGAUGCUGGUGGAGCGUACUACAUGAUCAGCCGGGCCCUCGGACCCGAGGUCGGGGGCAGCAUUGGGAUCAUGUUCUUCUUCGCCAACGUGUGCGGGAGCGCCCUCUACGUGCUCGGCCUAGUGGAGGCCAUCGUUGCGUCUUUCGGCAUUCCAGAAGAUGGGACGGUGGCCAUGGUGGGGGCCCAGCGGAUCCUGCCGUCGGGGUACUGGUGGUCCAUUCUGUACGGGACUGGUAUACUGCUGCUCUGCCUGCUGGUGUGCCUGGUGGGCGCCCACAUCUACUCUAGGGCCACCUUCCUCAUCUUCCUCAUCGUCAUGGUGGUGCUGGGCAUCAUCUUUGUCAGUUUCUUCGCUGUGGCACCCAGGGUGGUGCUCUUGCCCCUGGCCCUGCCCAACUCCUCAGGACCAAUCAGUGGCAACUUCACCGGGUUCAAGCUGGACACGCUGCUAGGCAACCUGGAGGCUGGUUACACGGUGGACUACACCACAGGCAACAUGAUGAACUUUGCCACAGUCUUUGCGGUCUUAUUUAACGGCUGUACUGGAAUCAUGGCUGGAUCCAACAUGUCAGGUGACCUGAAGAGCCCCAGCUACUCCAUUCCCCGUGGAACCAUCACCGCCGUCAUCUUCACCUUCAUCAUCUAUAACCUGCUGAGCCUGCUGGUGGCGUGCUCCUGUGACCGGGUCCUGCUGCAGAGGGAUUACAGCUUCCUGCGCGACAUCAACAUCUGGCGUCCCUUCGUGACCAUCGGCGUGUACUCCUCCACCCUCUCCGCUGCCAUGAGCAACCUGAUCGGGGCGUCCCGCAUCCUGUACGCCCUGGCGCGGGACGACAUGUUCGGCAGGGUGCUGUCCCUGGCGAAGAGGACGUCCCUGAGCGGGAACCCCUGGGUGUCGGUGCUCAUUUCCUGGUUUCUGGUGCAGCUGGUUCUGUUUGCUGGGAAGCUGAACACCAUCGCCAGCAUUGUGACAAUCUUCUUCCUGCUGGUCUACGCAGCCGUUGACCUGGCCUGCCUGGCUCUCGAGUGGGCCUCUGCUCCCAACUUCAGGCCGACAUUCAGGUAUUUCACCUGGCACACCUGCGUGCUGGGCAUUGUGGGAUGCGUGGUGAUGAUGUUCCUGAUCAACGCCAUCUACGCCUCGGCCAGCAUCGCCUUCAUGCUGCUCCUGUUGCUGAUGAUCCACUACCUGUCCCCCACCAGCAGCUGGGGCUACAUCAGCCAGGCCCUCAUCUUCCACCAGGUGCGCAAGUACCUGCUGAUGCUGGACGUGCGGAAGGACCACGUGAAGUUCUGGCGACCGCAGGUGCUGCUGAUGGUGGCCAACCCCCGCAGCAGCACCGGCCUCAUCACCUUCAUCAACGACAUCAAGAAGAGCGGGCUCUACGUGCUGGGGCACGUGGAGCUGGGAGACCUGGAUACCCUCCCCUCCGACCCGCUGCAGUCGCGCUACGAUUCUUGGCUCUCGCUGGUCGACCGACUCAACGUCAAGGCCUUCGUCAACCUCACGCUGUCCGACUCCGUCCGACACGGCGUUCAGCACCUGCUGUUCAUCUCUGGCCUGGGUGGGAUGAAGCCCAACACCCUGGUUCUGGGCUUCUAUGACGACUGCCCCCCUCAGGACAGCCUGCUGGACCACGCCCUGCCGGCAGGCGGCUCCACGGACACCCCGCACCCGCCCAAGGACCCCGAGGAGCCGCUGUCCUUCCACUUCCCGGCGCUGCGGGACAAGGGCGGGGCCGGCGCCGGCGGGCGGGCCCUGGGGCCGCAGGAGUACGUCGCCGUCAUCGCCGACGCGGUGAAGAUGCUGAAGAACGUGGCGCUGGCCCGCUACUUCUGCCGCUUCGACCGGGCGGCGGUGCUGGGCCGGCGUGGCGGAGGGGCGGGGCUCCACGUGGACGUGUGGCCGCUCAACCUGCUCCGCCCGGACAGCAGCAGCUACGUGGACACCUGCAGCCUCUUCCUGCUGCAGCUGGCCUGCGUGCUCAACAUGGUGCGGGCGUGGCGCGGGGCCAGACUCCGCCUCUUCCUGUGCGUGGAGGAGGGGCGGAGCCCGCCGGGCCCGGAGGGGAAGCUCCAGCAGCUGCUGCGCGAUCUGCGGAUCCAGGCGGACAUCCACACGGUGCCCUGGGACCGGGUGGUGGCGCUGCACUGGCAGAGGCAGCGCCGGGGCGGGCGGGCGCCCGAGGAAGAGGAGGAGCACUACGACGACGAGGAGGAAGAGGCGGACGUCCUGGGCAGCUACGCGGGCGGUUUCCCCAGCAACGCCGCCCAGCUGACGGACGAGUACCUGCAGGCGGUGAACCAGCUGGUUUUGGGACAGGCCCACCCGCCCCCUGCCGUGCGCUUCCUCUACCUGCCCCGCCCGCCCGCCGACACCCGCAGGUACCCCGCCUAUCUGCGCCAGCUGGACCUGCUGACCCGGGACCUGGGCCCCACCCUGCUCAUCCACGGGGUCACUCCAGUCAUCACCACUGACCUUUGACCUCCCACCCCCGGCCGAGGCAUUUGGAAAGAUAAAAUGUGGGUGGUGAGAUCGGUGUUGGUCCUAUUGACAGUGCUGCAACUCGCACUAGUGACAUGGUAAGGGAAGAUUGCUUGUAUACCAUGUAUGUACGAUGU